Messenger RNA from Chilo suppressalis (striped riceborer), 3390 nucleotides. NCBI's taxonomy places the organism in Eukaryota, Metazoa, Arthropoda, Insecta, Lepidoptera, Crambidae. The record is from the annotation of a GenBank genome assembly.
GCCAUCGUCGUUGCGACAUAUGUAGCGUGACAAGACAUGUCGAUUUUGUCCAUGAUAUAUGAAAAAAUCCAAUGGCAGAUUCAUUCUUCGGGUUCGAUACUUCGUUAUCGAACUUAAAUGAUGAUGAAGGAGGAGGAGGACCAUCCGAGGACGAGUACGAUGCACUCAAUGAUGAGACCUUCGGACAAGAUUCGGAAGAGUUGGACUGGGAGGUGGAACAUGAGCACCUGGCCGGGCAACUGGAGAGCAGCCGCAGGCAUCCUGGCCUGGACGAUGUCAACUCACAACUGGAAGCAUCAUUGUCCCAGUUAGUAUUAGAUGAGACGGACUCCAGUCAUCUGCAUACAUUAGGUUCAAGUGUGUGGAGACACGACUUACCCAUACCCGCAGCUCCUACACAGCCAGUGCAAGGUCUCAAGAAUGUGUGCACUGUGGAGGAACUGGAACGCCAGAUGCGGCAGAAACAGCAGAGCCAGAACUUUUUCCAGCCCCGAUAUCCCCCAGUCAUAUUACAAAGACCCCCGGGCUUACAAGCGCCCGUAUCAUUACCUUACGCCCCACAACAGCAGCUCCAAACCAACGUUAAUACCAUGAAUCAACCCCUUAACAAAAUAAUCGGCCAGCCCAACCAAAUGAUGCAGAAUCAGAUGGGCCAAAACGUCAACCAACUAGGCCAAAGCGUCAACCAGAUGGGACAAACGGUCAACCAGUUCAUGCAGGCCGCCAAUCACAUGGGCCAGUAUCAAAGCAACCAAAUGGGACAGAAUAACUUGAUGGGCUUGUCGCAGAAUAUGCAGACGAAUCAGUUGUUGCACAAUCAGAUGAGUCAAAACGUUUCACAAAUGGUGCAGAACCAAUUGAAUCAUAUGAGCCAAUCCAAUCAAACGAAUCAAAACCAGAUGCAAAUGGGUAUGAACCAGCUAAAUCAAAGCCAAGGUCAGAUAGGCCAAAAUAUGGUUCAAAAUAUGAGUCAACUUAGCCAGAAUCAGAUGAACUCGCUGAAUCAAAUGGGCCAAAACGUCAAUCAGAUUGGUCAAAAUCAAUUAAAUCAGAUAGGUCAAAGCAUGAACCAACUAAACCAGUCUAUGCCACAGAUGGGCCAGAAUCAGUUAGGUCAAAACAUGGGACAGAUGGGUCAAAACGUCAACCAGAUGGGCCAAAGCGUCAAUCAGAUGGGUCAAAACCUCAACCAGAUGGGCCAGAACGUCAACCAGAUGGUCCCAAACGGCAACCAGUUUGGCCAAAGUAUGAACCAAUUCCCCCAUAUGAUGGGCCAACCAAGAAUGAUGGCGCCACCACCCGGUAUGAACAUGAAUCCGAGGCAGAAUUUUAACCAGAAUAUGGGGCCUUAUAACCAGACAUUUCGAGGCCCCUCAAUACAAUCUAAGCCAGAACAGAUUCCCCAACCAAUGAUGAAUCAGUACCAAACGAAGAACCAAUCGCCGCUCAGCGCCAAAACUGUUAACAACCAAUCGCCGCAAACCAAGCCGGGUCAGAUCAAUAAGACUCAAGCGAAAACCGACCCAAAGACUAAAAGCAGAGUGUUCAAUUCUAAACCGCAGGCUAAUUUGACCUCUCAGAAUUUAGUCCAACUCAUACAGAAUACGCAUCCAAUGUUACAUAUGAAUAGUAGCUACCACAAUGCAAGUCACCAUCCUAUGCUUAAUAACAGGACUAUGUUUAACAAUCAGUUUGUGAACAAUCAAAUCUUCAAUCAGCGGCUCAACGGAACUAUGAACAGCACUUUAAACGGGGACGAUAGCAGUGGAUGUAGCGAUUCGGACGAAUACGCCGGCCUCAUGACCCAAAGAGAGAAACAGUGGUUAAUCAACAUACAGAUGCUUCAGCUGAAUACUGGAACACCCUAUAUACAUGACUUCUACUAUACUGUAUUUUUAGAGCGACAAGCGAGUAAAGAAAAGGAGGGAUUGAAAGAAGCACACAAAGCAAACCAGCAGAACCAUCCAUUCUAUAGCGGAGGUGUAAAACAAGAAACUCACACAAGGGAGCGACACAACUCGAACAGACACAAUUCUACAAGCGAAGACUCUGCACCCAGGACUUAUGUGCCAGCGCAGUUCGAGAACUCAUUGGGAAAAUUGCAGUGUGGCAGUGUGACAGCGCCUCGUAAGAUCAUAGACGUGGAAGUUGUGGGCACAGACACUCGGCCUCCUUCCAGGGCACCGAGUAGAGCGAGCACCACCAAUCCUAACGAGGUUCCUAGAGAGUUGAAAAGGACAAAACAGCUGUUAUUGGAUAUCGAAGCCCUUUACACCAUACUGCUGAGACUGGAGGAGUUGAAUGACCCUCUGGCGAUAUCAAACGCGCUCAUAUUAAAGGAGAGAGAGGAGAAGCAGAGACAGCUAGAAGCGGCACAAAAGGAGUUGGAAGAUCAGGAAGAAGACUCGAAUCUAUUCUUGAAGAACAUAGAGUCCGUGCAACGGAGGCCGAAACAAGAAAGCCCAAAAAGCGAAACUAUAGACAAGAGACAGGUGGUGAAUUUAGCAGUAUGCCAGAAGCCACCGGUCAAGAAUCUACUCGACGAAGACAAAGACGAGCUCGUUGGAAAAAUGUUCUAUGGACUAUUGCAUGGAGACAGAUUGCCUCAAGCGCUGACCGUUAGAAAGGGACGGAUUCUAGUAUCUCGGUUUCUGGUUCGAGUUCCGCCGACGCAUCCUAGACUAAGGACCCUUUGGUCCCGAAUACUAAGGUCCAUCACCACGGCCGCUAGAAGAGACGACGGUACACUGGUUGCUUUGGCACCCCAUUACAGGAGGUACAUUCAAGCGACUUCAGGCUGGACAGCUGUUUUAGAGUCUUGCAGUAUGUUAGCCGAAGCCUUUGAUCCGGCCCGCACUCCGUAUGCCCUUACUUCAUCGUUCACACUAUCUUGCGUAUGCACAUUAGUAGAAAGAGCUACUACUCUCGUCAACACUCCAGAAGCGACUUCGAACGAACGCCAAUGGUCUAAAUUCCUAAAAACAUUGGCCAGAGCACUCAAAAACACGACUUUGAAUAUCGCCAAACCAUUACACCCAAUACCGGAGUCUAGACUUAUGUGUCAUAUAAAACAAUUGGAGUCAAGAACUACGAUCGAAAUAUUGCAAAGGGGUAAAAGCGCGACUGAAUUUGCCGAUGUUAGUAAGACGGAUGUGCAGGAGCAGUUGAUCAAACAUUUGUGUUGAUUGGCCGUGAAAUUUGUCUAGUUGCGGCCAAUGUUGGUCGUGAUAAAGUUGGGCGAUUUUGGUCGUGACGAAGUACGCCAAUAUUGGCCGUGCAUAGUAUGCCAAUAUUGAUGCUGAAAAAGUAUGACAAUAUUGGUCGUGACCAAUGCUAGCUAACUUAUGUCAGUUGAGCCGAUGUUGGCCGGCUAUUGGCGAAUAUUUGUUA